Molecule: messenger RNA, 11173 nt
Organism: Conger conger (European conger)
Lineage: Eukaryota; Metazoa; Chordata; Actinopteri; Anguilliformes; Congridae
Gene: mast2
Product: microtubule associated serine/threonine kinase 2
Exons: 30
Coding region: 1209-6941 (1910 amino acids)
Biological process (GO): intracellular signal transduction; peptidyl-serine phosphorylation
Cellular component (GO): microtubule cytoskeleton
Molecular function (GO): protein binding; magnesium ion binding; ATP binding
Source: RefSeq, a predicted model, not a curated record
UAGUCAGUUUUCCAUUGGACAAGAAAAUGAAUAUACAGUCAGAAAGUAGCAAACUCCUGCAUCAUUACCAGCUUGGAUACCUAAAGAAUUGAUGCUAUACAUUUUCCAUGGAUAUGACUAAUAGUUUAUCUGCAAGACAGAAUUCAGAGCUGUGCUUCGAAAACGUUAGUUACUAUGUCAGUUUCGCACAUUUUGAGGAGGACACCUGCCAAGAGAAAUGUCAUAAUGUGACAAUGACAGUAGCUCGUGUGAGUUAGUUAGCUAGCAGCGUGCAGUCGAAUUUAGCAUUAGCUAGCGUUUAUUUUGGCGGCUAGAGCGACGGCACACGAAAACCAUACGCGAGAUACUAGAAUAAAAUAAUGUUUUUUUUCCCACAUUGAGAAGCGCAACAUUUUGCAGGAAACCCUUCCUUUGCUUCCCGUGACGCUUUUUUGUUCGAUCCAUAUCGAUUACAGCUGGGAGAAGAGACAAGUCUGAAAAUGUCAUAGCUAAACGAAAGGAAUACACAACAGACCAAACGCGCAGCAGCUAGCUGUGCUAGCUGGCUAAUUAGACCAGAAACGAUGGCUCGCUAGCUAGUAUCAACUUCGUGGCUUGCUAACUCGUGGUCAUAUUUCAGUAGUAGAGCUAACGUUAGCUAGUUUUAAACGCCGUAGUUUGCGCAAGCUAAGUCGUGAAGUUCGUAAACGUUAAAACAUUUAAAAAUGGUCUGUAACUUCAUUUAUUUCCUUAGCGAAUCAGUUAAUCAGGACACCAAAGAAACUCAAGGAAUUGUUAACGUUAAUGUUACCUUUACAUUCGCAACUGGCAAAAAUUUCUGUUGAGAAUGCAAGCAAAAUCUACCUAGAUUAACUACCUUGCCUUGUUAUCUUAAACUGUCUUGCCUCAUCAUUAAGGAACAUCUCGAAAUGUUAGUUCGUUUUCCAAAUUCUUGCUUGAUUUUGCUGGCUAGUUCGUUUGAAUAGCAAACUAAAUUAGCAAUUUACAGCUAUUUGCAUUUGUCUGAACCAAAGCAUUUGACAAAGGUAUCCAACGUUAGCUUUUUCCAGCCACCAACAAAUGCAAUUUAACUUUAGUUUAUUUGCUAGUUAGCUAGCUAGCUUUCUAGCCUUGAGAGAUAGAAUAGACGAACCGCCUUCUUCAGCAGAACCUUGGUAACAUUAACGUGGAUCUAUUAGCUGACGUUAGUUUAAACCACAAAUAGAAAAAUGAAGAGGACAGAAAAUAAAAUCAAAAGAAAAUUCUGCAAUUCCGACCAGCAGGGAAGCGGGACCGAAGAAAAAGAUGCGAAGGAGUUUGCGGCGCCUCCUCCCCUGCUGUUCCGGAAGCUCAGUAACCCGGACCUGUCUCCGGCGGCGGGGAAGACCAAGCUGCAGCGGCAGCUGAGCCAGGACGACACCCGCGCACGCCGCAGCAGCAUGGCCAGCGGGCUGACCGGGAAGCAGCUCUUGCCCCUGUCCAGCAGCAUGCACAGUGGGGUCAGCCAGCUGGCCUGGCAACAGCCCGGGGAGCCCAACAACAUGGUGCGCAUGAGGAACCAGGCCCUGGGCCAAUCAGCACCCUCGCUUACUGCAGGACUGAAGGAGCUGAGUCUUCCCAGAAGAGGCAGUUUCUGUCGGACCAGCAACCGCAAGAGUCUGAUUGUGACGUCCAGCACCUCGCCCACCCUGCCCCGCCCUCACUCGCCACUGCACGGUCACCCAGGGAGCAGCCCGUUGGACAGCCCCCGGAACUUUUCCCCCAACACCGCGGCCCACUUCUCUUUUGUCCCCGCACGCAGUCACGGGCACAGGGCAGACAGGACCGAUGGUCGGCGCUGGUCUCUGGCCUCCCUGCCCUCCUCUGGAUAUGGCACCAACACGCCCAGCUCCACAGUUUCGUCAUCAUGUUCAUCCCAGGAGAAGCUGCACCAGCUGCCGUUCCAGCCCACGGCCGACGAGCUGCACUUUCUCACCAAGCACUUCAGCUCCGAGAGCAUCACGGACGAGGAGGGCCGCCGCUCCCCCGCCAUGCGCCCCCGCUCCCGCAGCCUCAGCCCCGGACGCUCGCCCAUCUCCUUCGACCAUGAGAUCGUCAUGAUGAACCAUGUCUACAAAGAGCGUUUCCCGAAGGCUACGGCUCAAAUGGAGGACCGCCUGGCGGACUUCCUGGCCUCCUCCAUGCCGGAGAAGGUGAUGCCCCUGGCCGACGGGGUCCUCAGCUUCAUCCACCACCAGGUGAUCGAGCUGUCCCGUGACUGCCUGGACAAGUCCCGCGAGGGCCUCAUCACCUCCCGCUACUUCUACGAGCUGCAGGAGAACCUGGAGAAGCUGCUGCAGGACGCACACGAGCGCUCGGAGAGUGCGGAGGUCACCUUCGUCACCCAGCUGGUCAAAAAGCUGAUGAUCGUCAUCGCAAGGCCGGCACGUCUGCUGGAGUGUCUGGAGUUCGACCCGGAGGAGUUCUACCACCUGCUGGAAGCUGCAGAGGGCCAUGCCAAAGAGGGCCAGGGCAUCAAGUCGGACAUCCCCCGCUACAUCAUCAGCCAGCUGGGGCUCACGCGGGAUCCCCUGGAGGAAAUGGCCCAGCUGAGCAGCUAUGACAGCGGAAACCCAGACACUCCGGAAACAGACGACUCUGCGGAUAGUCGCGGUGCUACAGUACAGCCCGUCCAGCCCAAACCCAAGACCCCGCGGGAGGAGGACUUUGAGAACAUCAAGCUCAUCAGCAACGGGGCCUACGGUGCGGUGUACCUGGUGCGGCACAGAGAGACCCGGCAGCGCUUCGCCAUGAAGAAGAUCAACAAGCAGAACCUGAUCCUGAGGAACCAGAUCCAGCAGGCCUUCGUGGAGCGAGACAUCCUCACCUUCGCAGAGAACCCCUUCGUGGUCAGCAUGUUCUGCUCCUUCGAGACCCGCAGACACCUCUGCAUGGUCAUGGAGUACGUGGAAGGUGGAGACUGUGCUACUCUGCUGAAGAGCAUCAGGGCUCUCCCUGUGGAUAUGGCGCGCAUGUACUUCGCUGAGACUGUCCUGGCACUGGAGUACCUGCACAACUAUGGCAUCGUCCAUAGAGACCUCAAACCUGACAAUCUUCUGAUCACCUCAAUGGGACACAUCAAGCUGACAGAUUUCGGCCUGUCUAAGAUCGGGCUGAUGAGCCUGACCACAAACCUCUACGAAGGGCACAUCGAGAAGGACGCACGCGAGUUCCUGGACAAACAGGUGUGCGGUACACCUGAGUACAUCGCCCCCGAGGUGAUUCUGCGGCAGGGCUACGGCAAGCCGGUGGACUGGUGGGCCAUGGGGGUGAUCCUGUACGAGUUCCUGGUGGGCUGUGCGCCAUUCUUUGGCGACACGCCAGAGGAGCUCUUCGGACAGGUCAUCAGCGAUGAGAUCAUCUGGCCAGAGGAGGACGAGGCCCUGCCCCACGACGCCCAAGACCUCAUAUCCAAACUGCUGCGGCAGAACCCCCUGGACCGCCUCGGAACAGGUAGCGCCUUUGAGGUGAAGCAGCACCGCUUCUUCACAGACCUGGACUGGAACAGCCUGCUGAGGCAGAAGGCCGAGUUCAUCCCCCAGCUGGAGUCUGAGGACGACACCAGCUACUUCGACACUCGCUCAGACCGGUAUCAGCAUGUGGACUCUGAAGAGGAAGAGGACACUAACGAUGACGAGCAUGUGGAGAUCCGCCAGUUCUCCUCCUGCUCGCCACGAUUCAGCAAGGUGUACAGCAGUAUGGAGCGCCUGUCUCUCCACGAGGAGAAGAGGACGCCUCCACCCACCAAACGCAGCCUGAGUGAGGAGGGCAGCGACCGCAUCGACAGCCUCAGCGGCCUCCGCUCACGUGACCGCAGCUGGAUGGUGGGCUCCCCCGAAAUCCUGCGGAAGCGUCUCUCCGUGUCCGAGUCGUCUCACACGGAGAGCGACUCCAGCCCCCCUCUGACCGUGCGCCGGCGCUGCUGCUCCGCCAUCAUCGAGAUGCCCCGCUUCGCCAUCUCCGCCGAGGAGGAGGGGGGCAGCAGCAGGAAGAGCCCCGCCCUGUUGCCCCAGACUACCCCCAGGGGCCCCCGGGGCGAGGAGCUGCCCCUGUCCAUCCCAGAGCUGCCUGUGGAGAGGGAGCUGAAGCUGGACGAGUCCCCCACCACGCCCGGCUCCACCAGCAGCCAGCUCAGCAGAGCCACCAUCACCCCGGGCAGCUCGGGGGACGUGUGGGAGCGUGCGACUCCCCGCAGCGGCGAAGGGGCCGACAGCUCCACCCCCAAAGCCAUCAGCGACCUGGCGGCACGCCGCGCACGGCACCGGCUGCUCUCGGGCGAGUCGGUGGAGAAGCACACCUCCCGACCCCUCAACAAGGUCAUCAAGUCCGCCUCAGCCACCACGCUGUCGCUCAUGAUCCCCGCAGACCACCACGGAGCCUCGCCCCUGGCCAGCCCCAUGUCGCCCCACUCCCUCUCCUCCAACCCCUCCUCCCGGGACUCGUCCCCCAGCCGCGACCUCUCCCCCGCUAUCUGCAACCCCAAACCCGCCAUCAUCAUCCACCGCGCCGGCAAGAAGUACGGCUUCACCCUGAGGGCCAUCCGCGUGUACAUGGGCGACACGGACAUCUACACCGUGCACCACAUGGUCUGGCACGUGGAGCAGGGCGGGCCUGCGCAUGACGCAGGACUGAGGGAGGGUGACCUCAUCACACACGUGAAUGGGGAGCCUGUGCACGGCCUGGUGCACACGGAGGUGGUGGAGCUCAUCCUGAAGAGUGGCAGUAAGGUGUCCAUCUCAGCCACGCCCUUUGAGAACACCUCCAUCAAAGUGGGCCCUGCCAGGAAGUCCAGCUACAAGUCCAAAAUGGCUCGCCGCAACAAGAAGACCAAGACGAAGGAGGGUCAGGACUCCAGCAGUAAGAAGAGGAACUCUCUGUUUCGGAAGAUCACUAAGCAGGCCUCCCUCCUGCACACCAGCCGCAGUCUCUCCUCCCUCAACCGCUCCCUGUCCUCUGGGGAGAGCGUCCCUGGGUCCCCCACACACAACCUGUCCCCACGCUCCCCCACACAGGGCUACCGCUCCACCCCCGACUCCACACACUCUGUGGGAGGGAACUCGUCCCAGAGCAGCUCCCCCAGCUCCAGUGUGCCCAACUCCCCGGCCAGCUCCGGCCACAUCCGGCCCAGCUCCCUGCACGGCCUGGCCCCCAAGCUGCAGCGCCAGUACCGCUCCCCCCGCCGCAAGUCUGCCGGGAACAUCCCGCUGUCCCCGCUGGCCCGCACGCCCUCGCCCACGCCCCAGAGCACCUCCCCCCAGCGCUCCCCCUCCCCCCUGCCCGGCCACGCCCUGGGCUCCUGCUUCCCCGUCAAGCUGCACUCCUCCCCGCCCCUGGUGCGGCAGAUCUCCCGGCCCAAGAGCGCCGAGCCGCCCCGCUCCCCGCUGCUCAAGCGCGUGCAGUCGGCCGAGAAGCUGGCGUCCUCCCUCUCCUCCUCCUCCUCCUCUCCCUCGCCUUCCUCCUCCGCCUCCGACAAGAAGCUCCCGGCCGCCUCGCGCAAGCACAGCCUGGACGUCUCUCACGCCGAGUUCAAGAAGGAGAUGAUGCAGCGGGACCCGGGCCUGCAGAGCCUGCAGGAGUCGGCCAGCGAGGGCGGGGGCCUGGGCGGCCUGCAGAAGCACCAGUCCCGCAAGCUGGGCCGGCAGGAGGGGCCCGACGGGGGCCCGGGGCCGCUGGGCCUGGCCCAGGGGAAGAGCAAGCUGAAGGACAAGCUGUCGGCCAUCCGGCAGGACCGCGCGGAGCGCAGGGAGUCGCUGCAGAAGCAGGACGCCAUCCACGAGGUGGACUCGUCCGAGGACGAGACGGACGAGGGGUCGGAGGACAGCCAGGACGGCCGCCGGCUGGGCUGCUGGGGCCAGGGCCGCCUGAAGGGCAAGGAGGAGGAGCCGUUCGUGCCCCCGCCCUCCGUGCUCCGGCCCGCCCCCACCCUGCGGGCCGGCCCCGCCCUGUCCCUGUCUCCCGCGCAGGCGUACUGCGGAGCCGCGCUGAGGCAGACGCAGGGCGUGUCUCCCGCUCCGCUGGGGAAGCCGGCCCAGACCGCCGCGCCCGCCAGCAGCCCCACGCUCGCCCAGGAGGCGGGGGUAAAGGGCGGGAAGGGGCUGGAGGCGUCGCCCGCCGCUAAAAGCGCUCCCUUCCCACCGGGGCUCCAGGCCAAGCUGCCUGCUGCGUUCUCCACCCCCGGCAGCGCCUUCACCUCCGUCAGCAAGGACCCCUUCCUGAAGCCCGCAGCCGACUGGAAGACCCCCAAACUGCCAGAGCUGAGGGGGAAGAGCGUCACCAUGGCGACGGGGGAGGACAAGACCCCCAAACCCAGCCCUGCGUCCGAGGCCAAGCUCAGCGCCCCGCCCUUGGACUCGCCCACCACACCGGGGACCAGUAAGGAGAAGAAGGAGGCGGACAACAGGAGGCAGGCGAUGACCGCCGCGGCCUCUCCCGCCACGCCCGAGAGCGGGGUGGACAAGGUGGUGUCCCAGCUAGCCACCGUGGCUAAGAGCGUGCUCGGGCCGGUCAAAAUGAGUAUCCCGGGGGCCAAGGAGACUUUGGACAGGCUCACCGACCCCCAGCACCCAAAGAGCAAGGAGCAGGACAAGCCCGUCGCCCCGGCGACAGGCCCCGCCCCUCCCCUGGCGACGACCCCCAGGCUGCCGAGCCCUCAGCCCCCACGCCUGACAGAGUCACCCCCCAGACACUCCCCCUCCAAAACUGAGCCGCCCGCUUCCCCGGCCAGGGCCCCGGACCCCGCGGGGGACAGGAAGAGGCCCACGCCGGGGAAAGACUGCACCCAGCCGACCGCGGAGCCGGCCGAGAGGGCGGGGGCCCCGCGCGGGGGCCAGAGGCAGGGGCCGCAGGCCGCGAAGAAGCAGGAGCCUCCGGCCCCGCCCAAACCCACGGCCGCCCCACAGGACAAAGCCUGCAGGAAAACGUAGCGUCACGGCACACGGACUACUGGCUCCAGAUUUUAAUUAAGGAAUGCAUGUUGGAGUAACAAACCAGGAGAAACUACACUGUUCACUAAUCCGAGGUAUUAGCUGUUUAAAAAAAAAAAAAAAACAUAAGAAGAGAAACCCAACUGUUCCAUUCCGGAUUGUUUGUGUUUUAUGUCUCAUAUCCCUAAUUAUAUCUGGACUAUGUUACGGUUUUUGGGUCAUCGAUUACUGUUGUUGUGACGUCAGAGUUUCUCUCUGCCAGAGACGGGGCUAGAAAUAAACAGCUUGGCUUUACUGGUCCGAUCAGCGAAAGCAGUCUUCUCACACUAACGAUCUUUCCAAACUACUCUGUCACGACUCUCCACUCCCAGGUUAGUUUCCGAGACCACUCGUGUGUUUCUAGCGGAUAGAACUGGUUGUGCCUUAAUGAAGACGAUAUUUCAUAUUCCAUCUGCAUGUUUUUUUCAGAGAGCAACUUCUGUGAAAAAAAAAAAAAAAAAGGAUGUAUCUCAGCAAUAAGUAGCGUAUGCUUAGCAAUUUGUAAAAAAUACAUCAAGUUUCUGAAAAACUUGUAUUGCCACUGUUCCAUCAGCACCAAGCAACGUAAUUACUUACUUCCAUUACCGCCUCGCGGUUUCACGCUGGUUUCACAUUGCAUCGACGGGCAGUUCAGAUUGAGUAGAACCGAGCUUAGGUUUGAAAGUGAUGGAAAAAGUAGACUAUUACAGGGGUUCCUUUGUGUGCAGUGCAUCAUAUUUGAAUGUCCUCAAACACAUUAGUGUUCCAUCUCCAUUCGCUCUCAUACCACAGUCAGAAUUUACUGUAUGUGACUUUUAGCUGGUAUCGUGUUAGGAACAUAGCCUAGCUGUGUCUAAUCUCACAGCAUGAUACACUUUUAGUAAUCUUUAUGUCGUGCUUUUGCUGAAAUAGUUGACCAAAAACAUAAAAUAUAAAAUUCCAUAUCCGUUUUGAUGGCCAGACAGCAGUGGAGGAAGUCUCUGCAGCCGUCUGGGGGAUGAACAAAAUGGCCGCCGUUAGUUUGUGAGGGACAACCUGGGUGGAGAGGCGCAGUGAUGGCUCUGUCAGCCUGAGUGCUCUUUUAGGCAGCGGGGGAGAGGAAGCUGGCGUCUGGGGCCCAUUACCUCAGCGGUGGCCCUGCGCUCCCACAGCCAAUUGUGGGGCUCCCUGCUCCCCACACAAUUAGCCCGAGUUCACACUCUCCAGCCCGGCCAUCAUUCUCUCCCUCAGUGUGAUGGAGCAGCAGGGCUGGCUGGGAGCAGUGUGGAGAACUGUGGAGACGGGCACCUGUAAAUCUGAGUAGAUGGACUGGCUCUGCUGAAUGAUGGCCUGACUGCUUACACUGCACAGAGAUACAGUAACUAUAGCCAAACAGUGUUAAAAACUGACUUUAGGCCCUCGUCUUUAUUUCUAGCCCCUGCUUUUUAUCGCCCACUUUAUUUCCCUGACAUUUUGUUGUUCUUUUAUAUCUGGACCAACUUGCUGUGUUCUUUUGUGAUUGGUUCUUAUUUUGUAUGGUUAGCAAACUUUAUACAUGUGUACAUAUGUGUGUUGGUGAAUGAGUGAAUGCGUCUGUACUAUAUGUGUGUGUAUAGUUACACAAUGCACACACGCAUACCCACAAUCUGUUCUUUGUGCUUUUUACCCUGUUGUGUUCAAAAGUGUGUGUAGCAGGAUCGCUCCUGUCACUCAGCCAGUUGCUUGCAGCCCUCUUUAAACGUGAGCAUUGGAAGGGCCCCCCAGGUUUUUGCACAUACCUUUUUUAAGUUUUUGGUCUAUUGAAAAGGUGUCUAGUCAGACCAUUGACAUUGUUAAGGUCCAGGCAUUGGCCUUUGCUGAACACCACUAUCAUAUUAUUUUUAGAAGAUGCCCUAUCUGACUGAACAUGGGACACCAGUCAGCUGUCCAGGUCAGUGCCCCUGUCGGCGUGGCCAGCGUACAAGGCUGAGUGCAGAGAAGCCCGACUGAUUGGCUGUGAGAGUGGGUGGAGUUAAAGAUCUCGUCAAUGAGAUGGGCAGGUGGAGGAAACCACGAUUGGCCACUUACAGGGGGUAAAGGUCGCACAGCCAAAGCUGGAAGCAGUAAAGGGCCGAGUCACGUACUUUCUGUCCGGCCCCAUCCCCAUAGCGAGCACUCCAGCCAGUAGCCCUUCAGUGUGUGAAAGUUCAGUCUAGCUGGUUUCAAAAAGCUCUCUGCACUCACAGUCCAACAGCAGCACCCAGCCUUCCGCUCUUCAACUCCUGUAGCAAUCCGCCAAGUUGUCAACAUUUCAGUCGCACUGAAUUUGUAAUGAAUUGACCAGUAUUUACAAUGAAGUGUUACACAGUUAUAGUUGCAUUCCAAAUCUGUUACGCACGUGUGUUGCAUCUAGCAUUUCAGUAACUCAUACCCCUCGCUCACUAUAUUUUAGAGGGACAUUGCUAUUGAUAGGUAUCGGUGAAAUCAAUCGAAUUGGGACAAAUCUGGGCUUAUCACUAUCCUGCAGCAUAAAUGUGAACUUCCACUUGCUUAGAUUUGGCCUCUUGAGUAAUUCACCUUUACUUGAAAUAAAUAUCAAGCGGGAAAGAGAUGCAUGAACCUGGCAAAUUGACAUGGAAACUUUGAAUGAGAUCGACUUUACUGGGAGACCAACUUUACUGCUGUUCUCACACAGUAUAUUUGCAGGACUAAUAUCUACCUGCUUCUCACUGGCUGUAGUCACAUUAUGAAGCUGAAAACUCACAUACGUCUCAGCAUAUGUGUUAUGGUUGAAUGUUUUUUCUUUUAUUUUACCUGGGGAAAUGUUGAGAAGGUCAGCUGAGGGAAGCAUUAUUAUUCAUGUUUUUAAAAAUGUGGUUCUGCUCCCUUUCGCAAAUGAGUCCAGCAGGCUUCUGAUAUAAGCUUAUGCUUGGUCACUGCUGGUCCACUCGAGACACACACACCCAUCAGUAUAUUGUCCAAUGUCCUGAAAAUGAGUCGGUCUACGACCCACACUUUCCCACUUCAGAAGACCAAAGCUCUGUAACGACUGUGUGGUGCCAGUGCAGCCCCGCCCCGACACGCAAACAGCCUUUCAAAAAAGUUUACAAGCGUGCUAGAGGAGUACAUGUGAUUUGUACAUACUGUGAGCUGUAUUUAUAUUUUGUCUAGUUUAGCAGAGUGUGAGAUUGAUUACCGUGUGUAGGUGUGACUUGCUGCGGGGAUCAUGGUUUACAGCCCCCUCUCAAAUUCGUGCUGGCAGUUCAGUCGCCGCAUGGCCUGCUGGGACUUGUAGUUGCAGGCGAAUGAAAUGAAAGUCCGUGGCACAAGGGGGCAAAGAAAAUGCCUCUGAUUACAAUCAGUCAAUGCGCACCAGUGUAUUUUAUGUGAAAAACUAAGUAUCUUGCGGGAUUCCAUGUUGUACCCCCUCCCCACCAAGUUGUACAGUGGCUGCUGUACAGUGCCACUGAAUUUGUGUCCAUGUGAAGAGGCACCCAGAGUGACUGAGGACUGCAGUUCUGUGGCUGAUGUCUCUGCCCAGCAGCAGAACUUUAGAUGGGAAGGUCUUGGGGCCUUCACCUUCCUCCUAGUCUCUUUCUACCACCCUGUGUUCUGUACCACACGCUAUACAGUGUGCAACGGCUGUUUUUCCCCUGUGGUUCUAUCUUGCUGUUAACUGAACGUAUCACACAUCAGCUGUUUCAUUGUAUAUAUCAGCGAUAAUGGUUUGCAGUGUUAGGGUGUAGAGACCAGUGCCAUAGACCUCUGAGCGCCAUCGAAGAGAGGGCUUGUGUUUGUGUGCCGUGUGUUUGUCUCUACAGGGGGAGGAGAUGCAGGCUUGUGUUUGUGUGCUGUAUGUGUGUUUGUCUCUACAGGGGGAGGAGAUGAGGGCUUGCGUUUGUGUGCUGUAUGUGUGUUUGUCUCUACAGGGGGAGGAGAUGAGGGCUUGUGUUUGUUUGCUGUAUGUGUGUUUGUCUCUACAGGGGGAGGAGAUGAGGGCUUGCGUUUGUGUGCUGUAUGUGUGUUUGUCUCUACAGGGGGAGGAGAUGAGGGCUUGCGUUUGUGUGCUGUAUGUGUGUUUCUUUACAGAGGGAGAGGAGAGGUGCAGCAGGGUUAGACACAAGGGUGGGGUGGUGGGGCCAAGGUGAGAGAAUUUGCUAGCGUGAAACCAGUGCAAUAUCUGUUCAUUUUAAUGUGGUAACUGCAUGUUGUUGUUAAGCUUCCCUUAUAAAUAAUAAAAGUUUUUAUGUAAAAGA